CAUACUCCGAGUUUGCCGGAAAAAUCCGAGAGGUCGUUGCGAUAUCGCAAAUCACGUGAUUUUGUGACGUCACAUGUCUAUCUAGAGAAGAAGACGAGACAAUGACAACAGCGUGGCAGCAAAAUCAGCCCAACCAGGCAGCUCAAGCAGCAUUAUGGUCACAACAGUAUGACCAAUCUAAUUCAACUGGUAAUGAAAAUCCACAUUGGGCACAGGCAAGAAAAGCUUUGGAGAAGGCACAGGAAGAAAGCAACAAGAAAAACCCCAGCCAAGAAAGUGCAGUGCAGAACAACACCAACCUUAAUGGGUUUUCUAACAAUCCUAAUGCUUCAUACUAUUACCAGCAAGUCUCUUUCUUUCAAAAUAGAAUGAACAAUAUGGGAGGGCCAAUGGGUGGAAUGGGACCAAUGGGGCCCAGGUACCCACCGUACAGACAACAGCCGCCGAUGACAAACCAGAUGAUGUAUGGAACCCCGCCAAUGCCGCCACCACUUCCAGGACGGGACCCACCAGGAUCGGACAGUAGUGGACCCAGAUAUGUGGGAAGCCCACAGGAAGCUAGCCCUUCCCGUCCUGAAUUUAGACCACGACCAUUCGGCAAUUUUCAACAUAGACAGAGAAAUCCCCCAGGUGCAAAUGGAAUUAGGUUCCAGCUUCCCAACAAAGGAUUAAAGCCAGCUCAGCCAUUCACUGGACAGAAAAGAUUUCAGUCACCAUAUUCUCAGAAGAUGAAAACAGACAUUGAGAAUCUAAAACAGAACACUGGGUCGCAGAAGGUUCCACUGUCAGCUGCCAAUCAGACUUCUGAUAAGAGCAAUGAAAAGAACCUAUCAGGUGCUGAACCAACUGUGCAGGAAUGGCCAGAAGACUUGAAAUGUCAGCUAUUAAAUGAAACUGAUGGACAAGUUGUGUGUUUUAGUAGCGACAGCAAUUCUUCAACAAGUUCAAGAAGUACCUCCUUUUCGGGAAGUUCUAGAGGCACUGUAGACACUCCCAGAGGAAGAGGGAAAAACCAGAGGGGUAGAGGCAAGGGCAGGGGUGCCAAGAAAGAAGGCCGAGGAAGGACCCCCAACAACAGACAACAGAAAAAUGCAAAAAAUAUCAAGAAACGUGGCAAAAACUUUUUUGUGCCUGAAGACGAUGACGAUGAUCCAGAGAAAGCAGCUAGGCUUCUGAAGAGAGCAGCCCGGUUCGGUCAUCAUCUUGGGAAUGAUGCGAAAAAGAGGAAGGCAGAGCUAACUCUAAACAUCAAUAACUUCAAUAACUCUGAUGAAGAGGACCUAGAUCUCACCAGCUUCAACACCGUGGGAACAUGCGAGGAUUUGGAGAAACCAUAUCUAAGACUUACUAAGGCACCUGAGGCGUGGCAGGUGAGACCACCAGCUGUCCUGAGGAAGUCCCUGGCCAUGGUGCAGGAGCGCUGGAAAACCAAGGGAGACUACCACUAUGCUUGUGAGCAGAUGAAGUCCAUUAGACAGGACCUAACAGUUCAGGGGAUCCGAGAUGAAUUCACAGUACGAGUGUAUGAAACGCAUGCCAGAAUUGCCAUGGAGAAGGGAGACCAUGAAGAAUUUAACCAGUGCCAAACUCAGCUGAAGCUUCUGUACAAUGAAGGGAUAGAAGGAAACCAAGUGGAGUUCACAGCCUACCGAAUUCUGUAUUAUAUAUUCACCUCCAAUACCCUGGACAUGACCACAGCUUUGGCUUCGUUGACCCCUGAACACAGGAGUGACCCCUGUGUAAAACAUGCCUUAACAGUCAGAUCGGCUUGGGCAUUAAAUAAUUAUCACAAGUUCUUUAUUUUGUAUCAAAGUUCUCCUAAAAUGUCGGGCUACCUCUUAGACUGGUUUGUAGAAAGAGCGAGAAAAAUGGCGAUCAAGAGUAUCGCCAAAACAUUUCGACCAAUGGUAGGAGUAUCUUUUGUCCAGGCUGAGUUAGGGUUCUCGGAUUUGGAAGAGUGCCUGCAGUUUCUUAAAGAGAAGGGUGCGGUGUUAAAUGCUGAUAGUACCAAGUUGGACUGUAAAUUAAGUACCACCGCUUUUCAAGCAGUCUGAGACCUGUGUUGUUAGAUAAGCAAGUCCUUAUUCAAGAUGGGUCCUCGUGAGUCUCAGCAAGCCCCAGCCUAGCCACAGAAUUCCCAAUAAUUCCUGUUGCAAUAUGCCCAAGUAAUGCAUUCUUGAGAGUUUGAAAUAUUUAUGAUUAUGGCAAAUGUUGGAAGGGGAUAAGUUUAUUCCGGAAUGUUCUGAAUUAUGCCCGUUCAUCAUGAAGAUAAGUAAGUUUUAGAACCAUCUUUCCUCCGUGGAUGUGAUCGACGAUGGAUUGAGAUUGGCUACAUCUCGUCCUCAUGACUCCAGUCAUGGAGGCGAGAUGUGGUAGCGUGCAGAUCCCAGAGCUAUGUAGAACAUCACAGACUUUGUUCCAGUUUUGGUUCACUGAUGAUCUGUUUCUCGCAGUUGAAGAUGCAAUAAACUUUGUGAAUAGUGUGUUGUGAUUAAAAUAUUGCAUGAUGUAUGAAUCUGAGAAGUGAUGUAGACUUUGUUGCUAUUUGUGAAAUUUUCAGUAGUAUUUCGGAAUCGAUUUACGAUGAUGGGUUUUGAAAUUUUGAUGAAUACAGGUUCAAUUGGAUCCUUGGAAGAAAGUUAUUCCAUAUUUAUCCUGCGCUGAAAAUAAUCAACAUGAAAGUUUAUGGGAGGGGAGUUUUGUUUCAAUGAACUUUGGAAAAUGAUUUCUCGAAGUGAUAUUAUUGCCCUUAUGUUGGUGUGUGUUUAAAUGCUAAUUCCUUGAUUUUAGUGUUUCAGGUCAGGUUUGGUUUUUUUAAACCAUUUAUUGGUGGUUGAUCAACUUGAAGUUUCCAAAUUUUCCGUAAUAGCAUCUGAGUUUUCCAGUGUUGGACAUUUCUCUUGCUUCCUGCUGUUCACAUACUCGUCCAGCUGGUCCGCACAAGUUCUACUGAGGAGAUGCCUCUCUCUUAGUGUUUGUGCUGCUAGAUUCAUUUGUGACUUGGAUAAAAACUUUAUCAAGAGGAAAGCUUUCAACGUUAUUUGGUUUUUGAACAACAAACUGUCCAAAUGGUUUUCUCUCUCAUACAGGUGAAGAAGACCUAUCGACAUGCAUUAAAAUUUUCUUUUUCAGAAGCUGAGAGGUCGCACUAGAUGCCAGUGUGGAAUGGUUUGUUACUGCAUACUGCUGUUCUUCAAAAUCUGUAGAUUUUUAAAAUUAUGUAAUGAAUCUGUGAUACUUGAGUGUCGUCAUGGCAACAGGUGGCUGUUGCAAUAGCACAAUGUCAUAAAUGAAUGUAUGUGAUUGAAUGUUCGAAAAGAAAAGAACAUUAAUAAUGCACAAUAAAAGAGAAUUUUUA
Molecule: messenger RNA, 3358 nt
Organism: Ostrea edulis (European flat oyster)
Lineage: Eukaryota; Metazoa; Mollusca; Bivalvia; Ostreida; Ostreidae
Product: leukocyte receptor cluster member 8 homolog
Exons: 14
Coding region: 102-2054 (650 amino acids)
Cellular component (GO): nucleus
Source: RefSeq, a predicted model, not a curated record